Molecule: messenger RNA, 2266 nt
Organism: Prorocentrum cordatum
Lineage: Eukaryota; Dinophyceae; Prorocentrales; Prorocentraceae
Source: the annotation of a GenBank genome assembly
CAGACGGGCCACACAAAGCCCAAGAGGACACCCCCACGAUCCGUAGCCUUUUGGCUCAAGCCACUGUGACUCAAGGGCGCCCGUGCUUCUGGGGACCGCGCGGCGGGCCGCGCCGCGGGCCGCCGGGACGCGAUGGAGGCCGCCGCCGUGAACUACUCGGACGAGGAGCCGGGGGGGAUCCGCCGCAAGGUGUUUUUUCUCACGACCGCCCUUUGGUUCCUGCUGUGCGGGUGUGUGCUGGUCCUCCGCGCGGCGAGCCUCGCGAGGCACAGGUCGCCCGGGCGCUCGGUGGCCUCGCUCUCCGAGGGCCUCGCGGCGCUGUGGAGGCGUGCGGGCCCGUGGCUCUUCGUGGGCGCGGCGGACGGCCCCUCCGCGAAGCAGGUGGAGUGGGAGCUGCAGAAGAGGCGCCUGGUCCGCGCCCACGCCUCGGUUCCAUACGCCACCGUGGCCGUUGCGAUUGUUUUGGUGAUGGCGCUACAAAGGGCCACCAGGCCGGUCCCGCGCAGGAACUCCGCCACGCAGGACGUCUGCCUGAUGGUGGUCUGCUUCACGAUUCUUGGCAUGUGGGCCUUUCCUCGAAUCGUGACGUUAAGGAGCUUGGACAUGUUUUCUUCUAUUAUUGUUGCCGGUGUCGCAGUGGGGCAUUCUCCAGUUGGACAGUCAGCAACAGAGGCCUCCAUUUAUACUCUGCUACCUUUUGCUGCCACGAUGCUCGCGUGCUUGCUGAAUAUGAACAUCCGACUAAACAUCGUAUGGCUUUGCGUCACGACCAUCUCGGUAUGCAGUUCGAUCAUGUCCGGCUCCGACGAAGAUUGUCUACCAGCACGCAUGGACAGGAUUUCUCAUAUACUUGCAGCAGUUGCCAUCUUCGCAAUGUUGGUUGUGUUCUUACACAUUUCAGCCUCAUUGGUUGCGCAGUACGAGAAUGAAGCUCACACUUCGAGGAACGAGCUCAAGGCUGCGCGCUCGGUACUCCGCUGCGUUUGUGACGCUGUCGUGGAGCUCGACAGCGAUUUCCGAUUGCAGGACGGCUCCCCCGAGCUUGUAGACAUGCUAUUAUUGAACCCACAGCGCCCUAUCUUGGGUGAGUAUUUAACAUCCCACCUGGCGACCGACCAGGAUCGCCAGAAGUUUUCUGAGCAGAUGGCUCGGGCUUGGCUGCUGAGCGAGGACGCGGUGAGUCUUAGCGCAGCAUUCCACGUGGCCAUGAAAGACUCGUCCAGCAUACCUCUCGACGUUGAGAUGUUCUGCAUGCGAUUCGUGAAUCGAGAAGGGCACCCGGCGUACUUCGUCGGCAUUCGCGAGUUCACAGACACAUGCCCUAUGCUGCGGGAAGACACGACAAGGAUGCGGCACGGUGGCAGACUUGGCAGAUUGCAGCGCGCGUCUUCGGCAGAUUCGGGCGGUUCCGUCCCUGCCAUGGGCGGUUCCGUCCCUUCCAGCCAGGGAUCUUCUGUGAACUCAGAAGAUGCUUCGUUGGAUUCGGACGGCCUGAGCAAAGAGGAUCCCAUGGUGUGGGUCGACGUCUUGUCUCCGAAUUGUACUGUGCAGCACGAGACCUCCACAUUCGCGCAGCAUGUGGACUCAAGGGAGGGGUUCCUGAACGCGAUGCGGCCGUCCCAGCGGCACGGUUUCAUCGACUGGGCGCAGGCGUCGUGGUGCAUGCUCCUGGAGGACGGCCCCGGCCCCGCCCAGCUGCAGUACCCGACACGGAUCCACUUCAAGCCCUCCACGGACCAGAGUGGGCUGGCGCGCAGGAUGCAGACGAGGCAGGGGCUCUCGGCCCUCCUGGGCCUCGACCUGGCGCCGCCGCCCGACGGGCGGCCCCGCGGCCGCGGGGUCGUGCGCGUCGUCCUCCGGGAGGCCGAGCUCGGCGGGGCGGCGGCAGGCGCCUCGCGGAGGCGGCCGCGCCGCUCGAGCGGCACACCGCAGGCCAUCGCCGAGGCCGCGAGCGGGCGGCUGGAGCCUCCGCGGGCGGCGCGCGAGCUUCCGAGGCCGGCCGCGGCCGGCGGCACGCUGCUCGAGGAGCGGCCGGAGGCGGGCAGAUGCGGCAGCGAGCCGCGCCCGCCUGGGCACUGGCCCGUGGCCCUCUAGGGGCGAGGCGGGGGCAGUUGCCGCAGCCUCUUGGGCCGACCUUUCCCAGGCACUGGGGAGUGGCGACGCUGACGCCCAAGGGCGGGGCGCGCGGGCGCGGGAGGCGACACGGUGCACAUCCUCUCGCUGGCGGCACAGACGAGCUACUAGACUUCCCAAGAGAGCCCCCAGG